AUGAAGGUUUUGACGAACAUCAGCGCGUUGCUGGCCUUUGGGCUGGGUCCUUCGCAAGUUACUGCGAAGCACUACAACCCUGUCAAGCUUGAUGGAUACGGCACUUUUUCAGGCACGGUCAUCAACAGCACUUACUCCAAACAGGUCCUCCCAGCACCAGUCGACGCCUGGCUCGGUAUCAACUACGCGGCACCACCCACUGGAAACAAGCGAUUCUCCCCAGUAGAUGCACCUGCUAAAUUCCGAGGAGUUAAGACCGCCGACACCUACGGAAAGGCGUGUAUCCAAGAUGCUUCUUCCCGGACUCCCCUUGACACUCAAGACGAAGACUGCCUCAGCUUCAACGUCUAUCGAACAAAGGGCGUACCCUUGAGCAAGAAACUCCCCGUCCUCGUGUGGAUCCACGGAGGUUCAUUCUGUGUCGGCAGCUGGGCAAGUUUCGAUGCCGCCGCAUUCGUGGCUUCAUCCAAAGAACCCAUUGUUGUCGUCAACUUCCACUACCGUCUCAACUCUCUUGGUUUCCUGCCCUCUGAGCUUUUUGAGGAUGAAGGUCUGCUGAACCUUGGAAUCCGAGAUCAAAACUAUUUUCUGCAGUUUGUGCAGAAGCACAUUGGCUCUUUUGGAGGUGAUCGCAAGUCUGUUACUAUUGGCGGUCGAUCUGCUGGUGGCCACUCUGUGGGAAUCCACUACUUCCACAACUACGGCAAAGACACCAAGCCCUUGUUCGCCCGGGCGAUUCAUCAGUCUGGCUCUGUCACCUCAAGAGCCUUUCCCAACGCGAGCUAUCCCCUCUACAAGCGUCAAUACGCCGAGUAUCUGUCUUUCCUCGGAUGCGACAAGGCCAAGACAAACAAGGCCACCCUCAAAUGUCUUCGAAAGGCAGACAUAAACGACAUUCGAAACAUUAGCACCAAGAUUUACAACGACUACGACCCUGUCCUGACUUGGCCUUUCCAGCCUGUCCAUGGAGGACCUUUGUUCGAGAAGCCCGGUUCACAAUCGGGUUACGACGGCGCCUUCUUCCAUGUCCCGACCAUUUCAUCGACUACCACUGACGAGGGAAAGUUUUACACGCCCGGUGACUUGGAGACUAACCAGGAGUUUCUGGAUUAUCUGCACAACAUCUCGCCAGCUCUGACAGAGGAAGACUUGGCCGAUAUCGCUUCUCUAUACCCCGAUCCAGCAUCAGACCCAACUUCACCAUUCGCAAACUCGCCAAACAGCACCCAGUACAACCGUAUUUCCGCUGCCUGGAGCGACUACGCCUACAUUUGCCCCGGCCAAGAAACCACCUAUCGAACAUCCACAGCUGGCGUACCAACCUGGAAGGUUCGUUUCAACACGAGGAACAAGGUUCCAGACUGGCAGGGUAUCCCACACACAUCUGACACGGCAUAUACCUGGAACGAACCCACUACUGAGUUCCCUGAGAUCAGCCACAUUUACCAUGCAUACCUGGCCAGCUUUGUGGCAUCGGGAGAUCCCAAUCGUCAUAGGUACCCCGGUAGCCCGAAGUGGCCGUCAUAUCAAGGUGGGGAUGAGUCGCCGCAGCAGCUCGUUGUGCAGCCCCAGAACACGAAGGUUGAGGAGGACUCGAUUCGAAAGGAGGCUUGUUUGUUCUGGAGAGAUCCCGAAAGGGCCCCUCGGCUGAACAAGUAG
Fusarium keratoplasticum is the source of this 1659-nucleotide messenger RNA. RefSeq names its product Carboxylic ester hydrolase. Bases 1 to 1659 code for a protein of 552 amino acids. Lineage: Eukaryota; Fungi; Ascomycota; Sordariomycetes; Hypocreales; Nectriaceae. The record is from RefSeq and is a predicted model, not a curated record. The transcript has a single exon.